Meloidogyne enterolobii is the source of this 561-nucleotide messenger RNA. The record is from the annotation of a GenBank genome assembly. NCBI's taxonomy places the organism in Eukaryota, Metazoa, Nematoda, Chromadorea, Rhabditida, Meloidogynidae.
AUGUAUAUCGUUUUUUACUUUUCAGAUUUGUUAGAAGAACAAGAACGUUUAAAUCUUUAUAUGGAAAUGUUUUCACACCCAAUAGGUCAUAAAUUAGGUAUUACUCCAGCUGUUCACAUUCGUAUUUCAACAUUGAUGGCCGAUCUUUUAAACUCACAUCCAAAUUUAUAUGAAAUGAAGAUAUUUAAAACAGGGUGGGAAAAGAAGGUUUUAAAAGGUGAAAUGAAUAAUCAGAGUCUGAUACUCGAUAAAAUUGCGAAAUUAUAUUUGGAAAUUAAUCAAGACAAAGGGGAGAUAUUAAAUAAACUUAUUAAUUAUGCUGAAGAUGAAUUAAUUGAAAUUUAUUUAAAUAAAAAAGAAUUUAAAGAAUUUUUGUUAAAAAAUAGAGGAGCACGAGGGAGAAUUGUUAAAUAUUUAGAUAUUGAAGAGGAAAUUAGGCACAGAUUAUUUGCUGGAAUUUAUCCUAAAAUUGGUCCGAUUAUAUGCAAUAGUAAGUUAAGACAGAUAUUUUUUAACUUAAUCACAGAAAAGUUAAAAUAUUUCAUUAAAAAUUUUAAUUAA